CGUCAGUAUUCAUGGGCUGCUUGUAAAUAGCAGAAGAGGAGGGAAGUGUUUGCUUACAUUGAGCUUGGCUGAAAGAUUCAAGUAGCAAGAAGGAGUGAUGCUGCUCAGUAUAAACCAGAGAAUAUGGAAACGGGGUAAGAGCUGCUUUUUUUGGCAUUUUCAUUUGGGAUUACAGAAGGGAAGGGAGAGGCUUCUACCUGAAUCUCAUUAACAAUGGAGCUGUACAGGAGUUGCCUAACCACAGAAUACGGAUUCACUAAUGGAACUUUGGCUCCAAGGACAGUUGGCAGAAAUGGCUCUGACUUCUCUGUGCAAUAAAGUUAUUGAAAUGGCAGUCUCAAUUGGAUGCAAGGACAAGUUAUCUAAUAGAGAAACUGCUUGGAGACACAUCCUUAAACAUUCUCAAAGAUCCUGAAGUAGAGUUCAGAGGGAUUUGGCUCAAGGGCAUAUUUAUUUUUACCUUUCUAGAUGCCUGGUGCCCUUGAAAUUAUUUGGGCAAAAACUGAACGCAGAGGCUUGUUAAACUGGUACCAAGCCUUAACAUGGCAUGCUGAACAGUAGCUGCAUGUGAUUUUUUCACCUGAAUGUUGUUUUUUCUGCAAUGUACACAAAUUGUUUUAGAAGAUUUUUUAAGUCUCUAAAAGGGGCCAUCUGAUUUUAGCAAUCCAUUCAACUGCCAGCUGUUCAGAUUACAACAUUCCAUGAAAGACCAUGCUCAGUGUGAAUUUUAUUUUGGCAGCCUGGAUUGAUCUUGCUGGCAGGAAAGAGUGAAUUCCAUUGUUUCAUGAUGAGCGUGCCGACAUUAACUCUAUUUAUUUGGAAACUCCUGGGGAAGCUGUUGGUAUUGUUUGAACUGGGUGUUCAAGUUAGCAUCUUAAGCAAUGCUUCCACUUUCACAAGAUGCCCUGAAGUCUGUAUCUGUACUGCUGAUCUCCUGAGUUGUACCAGGAAAAACCUUUGGCAUGUCCCUGUCACAUUGCCUCCUACAGCUACCACCUUGGAUCUCAGCCACAAUGCUAUUGUUCAGCUUCAUGAUUAUUGGCUGACUACUUUACCACGUCUUGAAACCUUUAGGAUUAGCCACAACAAAAUAAAAAACAUCACCCAACAGGUGUUUCGCAAUGCUACUUACCUUGUGCAUCUGGAUAUGUCCUCCAACCAUCUGCAAACUGUGGAAAAGUACUACUUUGAAGACCUUGUGAACUUGAAAGAGCUUCUGCUCUACAAUAACAAGAUUGUGCAAGUAGAUGAAAAUGCUUUUGUCACACUAAUCAAUUUGCAAAAGAUCUAUCUAAGUUGGAAUAGGAUAACUAAAUUUCCAUUUGAGUCUAUUCAAAGACUUGAACAUCCUUAUCUAAGGACCCUUGAUCUUUCUGCCAACAACCUAAGCAGUAUUCCUGUUCAGGUAAUAGCAACCUUGCCUAAGUACAUUAAAAAUGGCUUAUAUCUUCACAACAACCCUGUGAAAUGUGACUGCUCUCUCCAGGAGAUGCUCCAGGAAUGGAAACAUCGUGGUUUCAGUUCUGUGCAAGAUUUCAUAGAGGAGCAUACUUGUAAAGCCUACCCCAAUAUGUUCUCCUUAAUUAAGACCUUCAAUUACAAUAAGUAUUUUAAAGUUUGCUCUUGGAACCAAAGGAAAUUUGGCAUUCCAGAAGUGCUGUGCAGAGUGGGAGAAUCCUUCAUAAUAGACUGCAACACAAGCUUCCAUAAGGACAACACCACCACUUACAGGUGGAUCUCCCCACACCAUGAAUUAUUCAUGUAUCCUGAGCACAGUGAUCAGACACAUCAACCUUUAAAAAAUGGAAGCUUAAAGAUCAUAAAUGCCAAUCGGUUGUAUUCAGGUAUUUAUGAGUGCAUAGCAAUCAGUGAGCUCCAAAAGAUCAAUGAAACAUAUGAAGUUAAUGUCACAGUCCACCACCCCAAAUUAGUGGAGUCUUUCAGUACUAGCCUCACAACCCUCCUAGGGUGUGUUGUAAGCUUGGUAUUAGUGCUGAUGUACCUGUACCUUACACCAUGCUGUUGCUCUAAAUGCUGCAGGAAGCCUAUAAGUCCCCCUCAAGACUGCAGUGCCCAAUCGUCUAUUCUCAGUGCCACUCCACCGGCCACAGAUGGAACAAAUCGCAAGAUCAGUGCAAAUAAGCAUGUUGUUUUUCUAGAGCCUAUCAAGGAGAAUCAGAAUGGCAAGGUCAAGCUGGCUGUCACUGAAGACUUUGAUGCUAAAAAUUCCAAGUUCCUGCGACUUAAACUGGACUCAGAAUCUAUCAGUACAGCUUUUUCUAACCCCAUCAUGUCACCAGCAGAUGCAUAGCAAACCAACUCCACAAAGUCUUUCUGGGUGGAUGGUUGGAAUGAAAAAAAAUCCUGUUUCCAUCCUAAGAGAGAAGACAAGAUAUAUUUAUGAAGGAUUUCCUCACCAAAAUCUACAGAGGAUUUUUAAAAAUCUCCCUUUGAUGGAAGAUGAUGAAUCUUACUCCUUCCAUUAUCUUCCCCACUAAUUCCUGCCCAAUUGCUCCAGUUCUCUUUGGUAUGGAAAAGAAAAGCAAUUUCUGUUAUGCAAGGAAAGGAAUAAUUGUUCUUUACACAUCCCAAAUGACUGCUGCAUGCUUCAUCCUCAAGACAACGUUCUAGAAGGGUAUCUUCUCCCAUUAGAAAGCUGCUGUGGAAUAUAAACUUGUGUCACGGCUUUGACCUUCAGAGAACAAACUUUUUACUAUAUAACAAGCCUGUUUUCAUUUCUGCAGAAGACGAAGUGCCUCAUAUUGCCACACAGAGACCCUUCCUUGCUUGCUUCCAAACUAUUCUAGCUAGGUACUGCUUCAGACAUCAAUUGUGGAAAUAAAUUCCUGAAUCCACCCUUUCCAUCAUCUGCAUUGCUUAAAAAAAGUCAGCUUGGGUAAAAAACUGAAGCAAUGUUCCCUUUAGAAAGGAAACAAGCACUGCCCCAGAUGACCAUACUUGGAUAUGUGCAGUUAGCCAAGUAAGUAAAAUUGAUUGUAUGCCUAGACCAUCUUAAUAAAUUGUUUUAUUUCACUGGAACUAAAUAUGCUGGCUGUAAUUUAAAAGUCCCAUGUUCUAGAUGUCUCUUUUAAUGAGUAAUAUUUUCCCAGUUGCAUUUCCAAUGCAACCAGGCAGUACCACAGCUAUGAAAAACAGAUUGGGUAUAUAUGCUUUUUUAUAAUUUCAGUGGCAAACAAAAACUUCUACCUGAAAAUAAUAUUUAGUUUACACUUAAAGGGCAAGCAUUCUCUUUGGAACUAGAGAUUCAAGAGAAUUAUAGUCAGACCAAGCAGGACACUAUUUUAGAGAAAGUGCUGAUGUUCUUUAUCUUCUUUUGUGCACAGUUAGACUAUGAUCGACACAAACAUUGCUCCUGAUUGCAUACAUUUUUACAUGUGUAAUGAAUCUUACGUAUACUACUGGCUACAGAAAUCUGCCUGAAUAACAAUUUGCAUUAUGCCUGGAAAGUACCUGAACUUGGACUGUCUUGAACCUCUAGAGGAAAGCCUUUUCAAAGUUGUGGUUUCUAAGGACAUUGUAUAUGAGCUUUCAAGAAUCGGGAUUGGAAUAUAGAGGGAACCACUAUCAAAACUGCUUUCAGUUGACACCAGUCUUUGUAAGGGGGAGCAAUGAACUUACAUCAGGCCCUAUGCAUGGGUUUCUCCAGGGAAAGCAAGGGAGGGGCAAAUGAUAACAUAUGUUAUGUUAUGAUAUGUGUUAUCAUUUGUGAUGCCACGAUUUGUGUCAGGCAUCCUGAUGCGAAUAUAUAAUUGCAGCAUUUGUGUGAUUACAUCAUUGCACAUGUGUCAUCAUUUUGGCUUCAUCACAGUUUGCUGUGUACACUGCUGGUAUUACAGUCUGGGAUAUGUAUAGACAUAUAUUAAUCCUUGCUGCUCUUUAAUGGGGAAAGCUCAUCUCUUGCUGCCUUC
Molecule: messenger RNA, 3929 nt
Organism: Python bivittatus (Burmese python)
Lineage: Eukaryota; Metazoa; Chordata; Lepidosauria; Squamata; Pythonidae
Source: RefSeq, a predicted model, not a curated record